UUUGUUACAGAACGCCUAAAUGUGCUUUACGAACGCAACUGGACCCGCCUCGUUCACGAGCAGCUGCGCAAGUUCGAGUCAUCAAUAGUCGCGGCUGCGAGGCAGUCGCCCGAGACACAACCACCAGAGCUAGCCAUGGACUCCAAGUGGACGUUCUCUGGAUCUUUGAUAUACUGUAUCACACUUAUCACUACUAUAGGAUACGGUAACGUUUCACCAAGAACAGCUGCUGGUCGAGCAGCCACAGUAGCCUAUGCAGCAGCUGGAGUGCCACUUACAUUGGCAUGUUUGGCGGGACUGGGAGCAUCCUUGGCACGACUGGCACGACUGGCGUGGCUGAGGGCAACUAAGAGGAAAGUGCCUAAUACUUGGAGGAAGGAUGGAGAGCCGGAAAACUACCUCCAGCUCCACGAGCAGCAGCGCCUACUUCCUCAGCCAGCAGAACAUAACCAAUACACAUCAUUUCCACCGAGAAGCCACCGGUCUCCUGGCACAGUGAAGGCCAGAGCUGGAGAUAGGGGCCAGUACUCCCAGGUCUUUGAGAGAGCCCCAGCUAGUCCGCGAGCUGCCACGUUGGGUCGAGUAAAGCGCAGUGCCUUGCCUGAUGAACCACACACAUCUACAUCUCUACAGACUCAGACGCUAGAUCGGAAGAAGACUAUGGGUAGCACAAAAUGCCUCGCUACAGUCCAUGGCCCUGGUCGAGGCAGGGGACGGACCACCAUGCAAAGACCAAGGGGAGCUGUUAUUGAGCAGCUGAUUGCUGAAGAGUGUGGGGAGCUGCAGAUGAACAGGAGUCAAGACGACUUGGACGACUCUGAGGAUCCUGAUGAGGCGAUAUGUCCACACGACACCCCGUCACGAGUGCCUUUGAUAUGGAAUGAGGAGAGUCAUAAGAUGAAGAGUUCUAACGUGGCGAGCAGUAGUGCCUCCACCAGCGUCCAGCACCACAUCCACCACGGCAUCGAACAUUGUCACAUCCCCGUUGGAAUAGUUUUAUUCCUUCUCCUCGCUUACAUCUGUGUCGGCGCUGCCAUCUUCUCCGCUUGGGAGAACUGGAGUUUCCUCGACGCUGCGUACUUCUGCUUCAUUGCCUUAGCCACGAUAGGUUUCGGAGAUUUCGUCCCCACCAGCUUUCUAACAACUAAACAUAGCACAGAACACACUAAAAGCGAGUACGUUCAAAUGAUCGCGUGUUGUGCCUAUCUGGUUUUUGGACUCAUAUUAAUAGCUAUGUCAUUUAGCCUCCUACAAGAUGAAGUAGUCGCUCGAUGCUCGCAAUUAGCUAAUAGUUUAGGCCUCUCGCGUCAAUGACAGUACGAGAAGAGUGAUUGUAGCUCAACAGACAAUCACUUGAGAAUGUUAUGAUCGUUAUUGUAAGCAAUUGAUUUGGGGUCCACUUCAUUUAAUUUCUUCAUUGGAUCCAUUUACGUAUUCAUUGUAACCCAUGUUAUCACUAUAUCGUAAAUAAAAAUUAUUUUCUCAUUGUCUACACACAAUUGUAUUGAUAAUUUUAAUAAAGAACUAAAUUUGAAAAAAAAAACUUUUUACGGAAUUUGUACUCGAAAAGAAAGUGGUUUGUGAUGUAAAUAAUGUAUAAAACUAUUUAUAAAAGCAAGGCUGAAAUUGUAA
Molecule: messenger RNA, 1632 nt
Organism: Spodoptera litura
Lineage: Eukaryota; Metazoa; Arthropoda; Insecta; Lepidoptera; Noctuidae
Biological process (GO): stabilization of membrane potential; potassium ion transmembrane transport
Cellular component (GO): plasma membrane
Molecular function (GO): outward rectifier potassium channel activity; potassium ion leak channel activity
Source: RefSeq, a predicted model, not a curated record